Messenger RNA from Athalia rosae (coleseed sawfly), 2630 nucleotides. Its product is annotated as leucine-rich repeat extensin-like protein 1. NCBI's taxonomy places the organism in Eukaryota, Metazoa, Arthropoda, Insecta, Hymenoptera, Athaliidae. Bases 177 to 2375 code for a protein of 732 amino acids. The transcript has 2 exons. The record is from RefSeq and is a predicted model, not a curated record.
GGCGGUGUCCUUAGUCGACCUCCGUCUGUCCACCCUCUUUGUAAUUAGUCGAACACAAGCGGUCACCAAGUGCUCCGAUUAAAUGCCGGAACUGAAACAGUAGAGACAGAUCGCAUCUCUCGAUAUUGGUGAAAAUAGUGGCAAGUGUAGUCGAUUGGAUAUUACAUCAUCGGAUCAUGAAGUCGGUACCGAUAAGUUUCCUACUAUUGCUGAGUCUGGCUCUCACUUGGGCGGAGGAAUCGAAAACCUCGGAAGUAACGAAGCUGGAAGUUGUGGACCUCGGCGAACUAAUCGGCGAUCGAUCAGACUUGAAAAUAUCCGAAUCCCAACGAAAGAGGGAUUCCGGAUACACGUACAACAGACCGGACAGAUUCACCGCGGCACAAAGAUACAAUGGAAAUGGUCACAGACAAAACUUGAGUGGCAACAGAGCGAAAAUUCUGACACGAUUUCCCAGCCAAAAUCAACGUCCCAUAGACAGCUAUGGAGCGCCAAUUCAAACCAGACCAUCGGGGAGACCGAACAGCCAAUAUGCCAGCCCACAUCAAAACAGUCACUCCGGCAGUCAUCGCAACAAAUUCAGUGGCCAUCGUUAUCAAGCCAGCCAAUUUUCGAGUCAGCUCAGUAGACCAGCCGGUGGUAUUCUGAAACAGGAAGUCCCCAGUCCCAUAAGACACGUAGAUUUUGUAGAAACAAGCCCCAUAGCCAGUCAAAAUAGCGUGCCGUUUGGUCGGGACACUGCCAAUUAUUUGCCACCGAAGAAUCAAGAGCUACCCACGUAUUCGGCGCCGAGUACUUUCGUUCAGGGUCAACGCGUGAACCAGCAACAGAAUUAUCAAUUCCAAGAACAGAAUUUGAAUUUUCAGAACCAGAACCAUGAUUCGAAUUCCCAAGCUCAAACUUUCGAUGAAAAUACAAACCAAGGGAUUUCCGACGCGGCACAUUUUUUGGCACAGAAUGCCCAGGCUAUAUCGCAGCUCUACGGCGCCCCUGCUACGGACCAAAACUUCGCUCCCAAUAACGAAGAAUUCUCGGGACAGAACAACCAAAUCAAAGGAGUAGUCGGACCGUCUUUGGGACAAAAUAACCAGUUCCAGAAUCAGAGGCACCCAAAUUUCGAUCGAGAGAGUCAGUCGGGACAAGGGUUCUCUGGAGCGCUACCGUCCUACGCCUCGGGGACUCUGAGCGACGAGGAAUCCCUGGAGCAGAUUCAAUCGAAAGAAAAAGACAGGCUCAUUGUCCAACUGCAGACUCUCCUGAGUCAGAGUCGUUCUCGGAAUCCGGGGAACGCCGAAUAUUCCAACCAAUACGCUCAGGGCCAUGGAAAUUACAUAAAAAACCAGAACCUCCUGGCUGCGAUAAGCUCGCAGUUCCAACCGAAAUACAACUCUUUCGAUAACCCAAAUGUGAACUUGUUGAGUCCCGGUUCGUUCGGUUCGGCAAACACGGCGUUUGGCCAGGCUCCCUUCGUACCCGGAGCCGGUACCGGUCCCACUUUCACCCUGGGAUAUGGCCUGACGACUCAGCGAACACCGCCGACAACGACUACAACCACUACGACCACGACGGUAUCUCCGUUGCGCCCGUCCCAAAGUCCAGUCGGAGACGGUACCUCGCAGGCGGGAACUUCGGUAUCGGCACCGUCGCAGCCUGCGCCCGGUUUCCCUCACUAUAACGGAUUCGUGCCGUCCCUGAUCGGGGGAAAUAAUUUCGUCGGCAACGUUCCGAACUACGGGAGCUUAACGCCAGGAUUUCUACCGGCAUCUCCGCAACCCCAACCAGCGGAAACAUCACCGACGCACUUCGGUUUACCGAUACCACAGGAUCCCAACGCGGCACAACCGCCGCGGGCUCCCUCGGCGACUCCGGCGAAUCACCGUCCGGCUCAACCGCCGAAUCCUAUAGGGCUUCCGUCCUCGCCAACCCCGGUUGGCCAACCCGUCGGGAUUCCGGUUCAUCCCGUACAAGCUGUACAUCCGAUCCACUCGAUUCAUCCGGUUCAUUCUUUUCAACCGGUAGCGCCUCUCGGUCCGGCUGUCACCCAACUCCAUCCGGUCUCGAAUCCUGCGCACGGCAUACACCAAUUUCAUCCAGUCGCGAGUCCCGUGCAGCCGGUCGGCGCCCCGGUACAUCCGAUCCUCCCGGCCGCUCCGGUCGCAACGCCAAUCCACCACGCACCUCAGCCGGUUCAUCCGGCUUACGGCGUACAAUCUGCAGCUUUCAGCCCAUUGGUGUACAAGCCAGUGAAAUCUGUGUACCCGGUCUUUUAUUACCCUAACUUACCGUAUCAGGUUCAGAAACCAGCUUUACCUACGUAUCCUUGGAGCUAUGCGCCGUCAUUUGCGCAGACAAAACCGGCUCAAAUUUGGAAAUAGUUGAGUUUGCGAUUAGCGUUUUAUUUUUGAAAUGUCAUUUUUUUUUUCUCCACUCUUUAAUCGAUAGGAAAAAUGUUGUUUUGUUUUUAAUAAGUUUUGUUAUCGCAUGAAGCUGAUUGUAAGCGUACGUAUGUUAGUUAAAAUUUUAAUAUCGUUUAGUAAUUUUUUACGAUGCACAUUCCUACCACAGGGAGGUUGUAAAUACAAAGCUUGUAUUUAUUUUAAGUAAUAAAAAUCAUAUUUUUUAUAGUAAAA